Messenger RNA from Monosiga brevicollis MX1, 1788 nucleotides. RefSeq lists its product as uncharacterized. The transcript has 11 exons. NCBI's taxonomy places the organism in Eukaryota, Choanoflagellata, Craspedida, Salpingoecidae. The record is from RefSeq and is a predicted model, not a curated record. The coding region runs from base 1 to 1788 and encodes 595 amino acids.
AUGGCAGCCCGUGCCACGGUGCGCUGGGCUUUGAUGCUUGCCCUGCUCAUCGUUGGCGUUCAAGCCGAUUGCCAACUUUCCCAAUAUUGUUGGUGUGUUGAGGAGCACGUUGUCAACUCAUCAGCAACCAGUACAGCGUGUGAUAUUGUCUGCAACGACAACACCAGUCUCACCUGCGGCGGAACUACCGCUUUUAGCGUGGGGCGGGGUAUCUGCACCUACGAUCCGGCCAAAGACCUGCCCUUGCUCCCUUGGACUUUUACUACUCGCGUGGAAAUCAAUGUCCUGGAGCGCAACAGCACCAUGUACAUGCAUGAGUGGUAUGACGGGCCCGGCAAUCGGGCUCGUCAAUCCAUGUUCCGAUUUGAGGAUCGCAUGCGUCAUAUCCCCGGGGGUGAACUGGACUUGAUUUAUCGUUAUGAUCUUGAUCUCACGGCCGUGGUGGUCAAUGAGCAUGACUGCCAUGUUGAAGCCAUUGAGGAUGAGCGCUUCCUACCCUUUGGGGGCCACGGCAUUGUCAACGGGUCACAGGAUGCACGCAUCGGUACUGUAUGGGACUUUUUCGAAUUUGGUCGGCAAUUCAACGAGACCUACGAGGGCGUCUUUUAUAUUCGUGGUGUUCGUAUGGUCAAUCACAGUGACGAGUUUGGUUCAAGCCUCAUGGAUAUACACUGGUUCUUCAACGACCCUUCGUGGUCUCUGGUUGGAUCUCCCGAGCCGAUUCCGAUCCGCAUGAUCGUCAAGGGCAAUUUUACGCAUGCCGACGGAAACGUGACCGAGUUUCACCACAUGUACGACUACUUUGACUUCUUUCACAGCGAGAUCCACCACCCCGUUUUCGAGAUCGAGGAUGUCUUCAAGCUACACUGUGAUGCCCAAUGCGGCCGAGGACCCAUGGGCGAGCACUUUCCAGACGUGUGCCGUGAUCCAACUCCGUACCACGGGCGCUGGGUGGCCCUGCCCGAGCUGCCCGACACCUUCACUGCCACUGUAGCUGCCAGCUUCUCCGACCACGGUACCACCAUCUAUUCGUACGAAUGGGUGGAUGAACCCAACAAUUGGGGCCGCUUGGAUAGCUUCAUGGGUCGAAACGGCACUGGUAGCCACGUCUCUGCCAUCUAUCGCUAUGACUUAUGCGCACGCCUCAUGAUAUGUGUGUUGUGUUUCGAAAGGGAUCAGUACGUCUUCUUCUCACAUGACAGCUGUCAUGCUGGCGCCAUUGACGAUGCACAUGUCUUCUUGCCUUUUGGAGGUGAUGGUCAUGGUAUCGGGCGCACCUCGGACUUUUUUGAAUUUGGCCGUACCUACAACGAGACUUACAUUGGCAACAGCACAAUCCGCGGCAUCCUCUGUAACCAGUGGCACAGUACUCUGACGUUUACGCGAGGCAGCUUCACUCACGAACUCUACCUCAGCUGGUACUUUUCCCACCCUGAAUGGGUCACACCCCAAGCCGGACACAAUGAAAACAUCAAAUCUCUUCCCGUCCGCCUUGAAGUGCGCGGCGAUUUCGGGAACCAGUCCUUUGUCCAUACACACGACUAUGUGACAUUUCGCGUUGGCAUUCAUGACUUUGGCUUUGAGGCCAGCUUCUUUGAGCUCCCGUGUCAGGCGGACUGUGCUGAGGCUGAUGCCAUCAACUUUCCUCGCACGCAGUGCUGGGCGCCAAACUCGGAAAACACAACGACAAACGCCCCGAGCGGCUCUUCGGGCUCGUGCAACAAAAAUAACCAGACUGGCGCGUGUGUGUGUGUGUGUGUGUGUGUGUGUGUGUGUGUGUGUGUGUAG